GGUAUCCAUACUUUGUCACAUGACAGUUUACGGGUGUGAUCCAUUAGAUAUCUUGAGUUAUUCAAUAAAUUUAUAUUUAUUCAUUGAAAUAUUUAUGUUUAAGGUAUUCAGUAAAUAAAAAUUCAAUUUAUUAACAUAGUACUUUAGGGAAAUAUAAGAACCUAAUCAUUUAAUAACAUGGCGACUAAAAUGCGAUAUAUCUUAGGAUACACAUUUGCAGGAACAACCACAGCAACUAUUACUGCACUAGUUUUAUAUCAUGUUUUCACUGGAAAAGGUGAAAGAGUGAGCUUUGCUUGGUUCUUGGAAAAUACAUCUCCGUACAUGUGGGCAACUUUAGGCAUUGGUCUUUCAGUUGCUCUGUCAGUAGUGGGUGCAGCUUUAGGCAUCCAUACAACUGGAACGUCCAUUGUUGGUGGAGGUGUCAAAGCUCCAAGAAUUAAAACUAAAAAUUUGAUAUCAAUUAUUUUCUGUGAAGCAGUAGCCAUUUAUGGAUUAAUCACUGCUAUUGUUCUCUCUGGUCAUACAUCUCAAUUCACGUGGUCUAUUUCUAUGGAGAAUAUCAAUCUUAAAGUCACUAAUUGGAUGGCGGGAUAUACUAUUUUUGGAGCUGGUCUAGCUGUUGGUUUAGUCAAUUUAUUCUGCGGUAUUGCUGUCGGAAUUGUAGGCUCUGGUGCAGCUCUGGCUGAUGCUGCUAAUUCUGCCUUAUUCGUUAAAGUUUUGAUUGUUGAAAUCUUUGGAUCUGCCAUCGGUCUCUUUGGAUUGAUUGUUGGGAUUUAUAUGACUUCUGUCGUGAAAAUGGGUGAUAAGUAUGUCUGAGGUAGGCGUUGGAAAUGGUUAAACUUUUAGCUGUAAUCGUAAAAUAAAGUUUAAUUAUUCUACUUAUUAUUCUCAAUGAGAAGAAAAAAUGAGUAUCCAUUUUCUGUCAUUAUCACCAAUGUAAUAAGAGUUUAUUGAAGUUUUGGUAGUUCCUUUCUGUGGAAUGUAAGUAUGCGGAAAUAUAUUUAUGAAUCAUACGAUAAUCAUGAACUUUCUGGUGAAAUUUUUUAUCCAUUUUAUUUUGUUGUCAUUUAAUAUGUGAUGUUAUUCUUUAUUAUGAGUAUGAAAUUGAAUUUUUAUCGUUUUAAUAAUAUUUACAGUAACAAUUGUUAAUAUUUUUAUUAAAAAAAUUCAUUAUACAACUCUACACUUUUUUUUAUCACUCGGACAAAAAAAAAUAGAUUUUAUUAUUCAUAUUAAACAGGCAUUAAAAUUCCCAAAGACAAAUUAUAAGUAUGUUAAAAUAGAUAUAUACGUAAAACAUUCAAUAAAUAAGCAAAGUAUAUAUGUAAAUAUUUAUAAGAAAGUGUAAAUAUUAUCUGUUUCAUUUUAAGUUGCCAAUUAUUGGUACUCAAUAAUUCAUAAUUAUGAAAAAUACUUGCACAAUAGCCCAUUCCUUUAGCUAUUAUUUUAUUCCUAAUUUAAGAAUAAAAUAAUUCAUCAUGAUUUAUCAAUAAUUUCAUUAUUAAGAGUCAUGUGAAAUAAUACUACUCUUAAUUAUUUCUAUUACUGUUGACAAUGAUCAGUGAUAGCAGCAAUAAAUAUAAUUAUUGAUAAAACUAUAUUGUAUCAAAACCAUAAUAGGUAUAAAAAAUAUAGUUGAUGUAUAUUAAGCGAUAUGUAUUGGUAGGAAGCACUGAUAUUUCAAAGUAAAAAGAUUCAUUUACUUUUUAAAAUUCUGCGAAUAUCUUCAAAUGCUGAUUUCAGGAAUGAAACGUAUUCUGUUGCAUCUCGAUGUUGUCGAUAGCUUGUUACUACUGAGCCUAAUUUAUGAUCUUGAAUCAUAUAUCUGUAAAAAAAGAUAAGUAAUAAAUGUUAUAAUGUAUAUUA
This is a messenger RNA of Chelonus insularis, 1869 nucleotides long. RefSeq names its product Vacuolar H[+] ATPase PPA1 subunit 1 (gene VhaPPA1-1). Bases 178 to 819 code for a protein of 213 amino acids. The record is from RefSeq and is a predicted model, not a curated record. Gene Ontology annotation, cellular component: proton-transporting V-type ATPase, V0 domain; membrane. Gene Ontology annotation, molecular function: proton-transporting ATPase activity, rotational mechanism. The transcript is spliced from 5 exons. NCBI's taxonomy places the organism in Eukaryota, Metazoa, Arthropoda, Insecta, Hymenoptera, Braconidae. Gene Ontology annotation, biological process: proton transmembrane transport.